AUGUCCACGGAUGGACUCUAUUUGUUCGAGAAUGGGGAGCUGGCCGCCAACUUUGAUAUCAUGAAUUGGGUGUCGUUCCCUAAUAUGACAUAUGAAAGAGUGAAAGUUGGAAGCAUAGAGGGACAGUCACCCACUGACAUGAAGUUCCUCAUUAACACAGAAGCCAUUGUGUGGCCCAUGGGGUUUAAUGAGACUGUUCCUCAUUCUAGCUGCACUGAGAGCUGUCACUCUGGAUACAGCAAAAAAGUCAUGGAAGGAAAGCCUCCUUGCUGCUAUGCUUGUGCUCCAUGUCCAGAAGGGACCAUCUCUGCUCAGAAAGAUGCAGAUCAGUGCAACAAGUGUUCAGAAGAUCAACAUCCAAACAAGGUUCAAAAUCAAUGUCUCCGCAAAGUUAUGACCUUCCUGACCUAUGAAGAACCAUUGGGAAUCACCUUGGCUUCCUUUGCCCUGGCCUUGUCCCUAAUCACUAGCUGGGUGUUUGCAAUCUUUAUUAAAAACCAAGACACCCCAAUAGUCAAAGCCAAUAACCGAGUCCUCUCUUACAUUCUCCUUGUUUUUCUCCUGCUUUCCUUUUUGUCUUCCUUUCUCUUCAUUGGCCAGCCAAGAAAACCAACCUGCCUUCUCCGACAAAUGGUCUUUAAUAUCAUUUUCACAGUUGCUGUCUCUUCUGUAUUGGCCAAAACAAUCACUGUGGUGUUGGCCUUCCUGGCCACAAAGCCAGGGAGUAGGGUGAGGAGAUGGUUGGGGAAGACUUUGGCAAAUGUUAUAAUCAUUUCUAGUUCUAGCGUUCAAGUUAUCAUCUGCGCCAUUUGGCUGGGAAAGUCUCCACCCUUCCCUGACUCUGACACAAACUCCCAGCCUAGGCAGAUCAUUCUUAGAUGUAACCAAGGGUCUGUCAUCAUGUUCUACACUGCCCUUGGCUACAUGGGUUUCCUGGCUGCCAUCUGCUUCACAGUUGCUUUCCUGGCCAGGAAGCUGCCUGGGACCUUCAAUGAAGCCAAGCUGAUCACCUUCAGCAUGCUGGUCUUCUGCAGUAUCUGGGUCUCCUUUGUGCCCACCUACCUGAGCACAAAAGGGAAGUACACGGUAGCCGUGCAGAUCUUCUCCAUCUUGGCCUCCAGUUCUGGGCUCCUGGGCUGCAUCUUUUUCCCCAAGUGCUACAUUAUUAUAAUCAGGCCUGAUCUCAACAUAAAGGAACACUUAAUGAUGAAAGCAAAAUCAAACAUAUCUAAUCCUAUGUAG
Molecule: messenger RNA, 1242 nt
Organism: Sceloporus undulatus (fence lizard)
Lineage: Eukaryota; Metazoa; Chordata; Lepidosauria; Squamata; Phrynosomatidae
Product: vomeronasal type-2 receptor 26-like
Exons: 3
Coding region: 1-1242 (413 amino acids)
Biological process (GO): G protein-coupled receptor signaling pathway
Cellular component (GO): membrane
Molecular function (GO): G protein-coupled receptor activity
Source: RefSeq, a predicted model, not a curated record